GUGUGACAAAGACUAACAUGGAAAGGAAGCACAAUGGUGAAAGUCCAAAUCAAGGAUCAAGGGCAAAUGCUACAACUGUGGCAAACUUGGACAUCUCUCUAAGGACUANGAAAUCUAAAUGCAACAUUGUGGAAGGUGUGACAAAGACUAACAUGGAAAGGAAGCAGAAUGGUGAAAGUCCAAAUCAAGGAUCAAGGGCAAAUGCUACAAAUGUGGCAAACGUGGACAUCUCUCUAAGGACUGNGGAAAGGAAGCACAAUGGUGAAAGUCCAAAUCAAGGAUCAAGGGCAAAUGCUACAACUGUGGCAAACUUGGACAUCUCUCUAAGGACUAUCAAAAUCCAAAGAACUUCAAGAAGCCAAAUUCUCAAUCAAAUGUGA
Ilex paraguariensis (yerba mate) is the source of this 380-nucleotide messenger RNA. Lineage: Eukaryota; Viridiplantae; Streptophyta; Magnoliopsida; Aquifoliales; Aquifoliaceae. The record is from the annotation of a GenBank genome assembly.